AAGCGCACAGCGGUCGUCGUCCGUUCCCCACUUCUCCAUCUUGCACUCCCUCAGAUCACUUCUUUGUGCUCCAAACCCCUCGCCUCCGUCCUCGCCGCUUCGGUAGCUGGGAUCUAUGAGCAGCUGGCAGACUCUUCUCCUGAGGGUCGGCGACAAAUGUCCCGAGUACGGCGGCGGCGUCGACUACAAAGAACACAUUGAAACAUGUUAUGGUGUGCUCUGGCGAGAAUUUGAACAUUCCAAAGAUGAAAUAUCUGAGCUUCUUCUUCAGUGUGCCGAACAGUUGCCGCAUAAAAUUCCAUUUUAUGGAGUGUUGGUUGGUAUGAUAAAUUUAGAGGAUGAGGACUUUGGAAAAAACAUUGUGGAUGAUCUACACUGCAAGCUACAGGAGGCAUUGUCUUCAGAAAAUUGUGACAAGAUUCGUACAUUGAUGAGGUUUCUGACAGUUCUGAUGUGCAGCAAAGUUAUCUUGCCUAGUUCAGUUAUUGAAGUCUUUGAGACACUUUUAUCAUCUGCUGCCACAAUUAUCGAUGAGGAUGCUGGUAAUCCUUCUUGGCAACCAUGUGCUGACUUCUAUAUAACCUGCAUUUUGUCCUGUCUCCCGUGGGGAGGCACAGAAUUGAUUGAGCAAGUUCCAGAUGAGUUUGAUCGAGUCAUUGUUGGAAUACAAUCUUAUUUAAGCAUCAGGAAGCAUUCUCAAGAUACAAGUUUUAUCGUUUUUGAAGCGGAUGAAGACAAAUCUGCUAAAGAAAAGGAUUUUGUGGAAGAUUUAUGGGAUCAUAUACAAAUUCUUUCCACUAAUGGAUGGAAGGUUGAUAGUGUUCCAAGACCUCAUCUAUCAUUUGAAGAACAGUUGGUCUCUGGAAAGUCUUAUAAUCUUUCUCCUAUUAGCUGCCCUAAGCAAUCUACAUCAUCAUCACGGUCUACAAUUUCUAGAGAAAGAGAAAAUUAUGAAGCUAAGUUGAAGUAUCCUCAACGGCUUCGUCGACUUCACAUAUUUCCUUCAAACAAAAUUGAGAAAAUGCAACCAAUUGAUCGGUUCAUUGUUGAAGAGUAUUUGUUGGAUGUGCUGCUUUACUUCAACGGAUGCCGGAAGGAAUGUGCUUCUUACAUGGCUAGCCUGCCUGUGCCCUUCCGCUAUGAAUAUCUGAUGGCAGAGACAAUAUUUUCACAGAUAAUGUUCCUUCCUCAACCACCAUUCAAACCCAUCUACUAUGCGUUAGUUAUCAUUGAUCUUUGUAAG
Molecule: messenger RNA, 1243 nt
Organism: Musa acuminata subsp. malaccensis (wild Malaysian banana)
Lineage: Eukaryota; Viridiplantae; Streptophyta; Magnoliopsida; Zingiberales; Musaceae
Source: RefSeq, a predicted model, not a curated record